Tachysurus fulvidraco (yellow catfish) is the source of this 1644-nucleotide messenger RNA. Its product is annotated as nuclear valosin-containing protein-like. The record is from RefSeq and is a predicted model, not a curated record. The transcript has 14 exons. Gene Ontology annotation, molecular function: RNA binding; ATP binding; preribosome binding. Bases 325 to 1353 code for a protein of 342 amino acids. Gene Ontology annotation, biological process: ribosome biogenesis. Gene Ontology annotation, cellular component: nucleus. Lineage: Eukaryota; Metazoa; Chordata; Actinopteri; Siluriformes; Bagridae.
AAUACUUACAAUAUGUGCACAGAAUUUUGCUGAUUUAUCAGAUGUGAAUAAUUUGUUUGCGUUGAAGCUUGGAACAAACCUCCUGGACUUCAGCAUUCCACAGUGAAGUUUGAAGACGUUGGCGGUAGUGAAGCUUGGAACAAACCUCCUGGACUUCAGCAUUCCACAGUGAAGUUUGAAGACGUUGGCGGUAGUGAAGCUUGGAACAAACCUCCUGGACUUCAGCAUUCCACAGUGAAGUUUGAAGACGUUGGCGGUAGUGAAGCUUGGACCAAACCUCCCGGAGCAUUCCACAGUGAAGUUUGAAGACGUUGCUUGAAGUCAAUGGCAGCCCAUAGAACCGAGGGGGAGCUAGAACAACUGCUGUCUCUGCUGAGAAACAGCGAAUCUCUGAGUGAGGAACAGCUUGCUGAUCUCUGCAUCCUCAUGGAUGACUUUAGGGAGUCUUUGGCACGGGUCCAACCAUUUGCCAAACGUGAUGGUUUCGCCACUGUGCCUGAUGUCACCUGGGAUGAUGUCGGUGCACUGCAAGACAUUCGGGAGGAACUCACCAUGGCCAUCUUGACCCCUUUACGUUUUCCAGAGCAGUUCAAAGCUAUGGGAUUGAGUGGCCCUUCCAAAGUGUUGCUUGCUGGACCUCCAGGCUGUGGAAAGACUCUUCUUGCCAAAGCUGUUGCCAACGCGGCUGGUUUAAACUUUAUAUAUGUCAAUGGCCCUGAGCUACUGAACAUGUAUGUUGGUAAAAGUGAACGGGCAGUUCGCCAGGUGUUCCAGAGAGGAAAAAACGCUGCCCCCUGUCUCAUCUUUUUUGAUGAGAUUCAUGCCCUUUGCCCCAGACGUUCUGUCCAUCAGUCAGGAGCCAGUGUGCGUGUGUUGUACCAGUUGCUGACUGAGAUUGAUGGGUUGGAGAUGCGUCGCCAGGUUUACAUCAUGGCCGCCACCACCCGGCCAGAUAUCAUUGAUCCAGCAUUUCUUCGACCGGGCCGUUUCGGCAAAAAAUUGUACGUGGGUUUCCCUUUGCCAGAAGACAGACACGCCAUAUUGCUCACUAUUACCAAGGGAGGAACUAAACCUCGCCUGGACUUGGAUGUGAACUUGGAGGAAAUUGCCCGUGAUGAACGUUGUGACUGUUUCACUGGGGCAGACUUGUCAGCACUAGUGAGAGAGGCUUUGUUUAACGUCUUAAAUGCCCAUCCCGGCUCUCAGACAGCUACAGCACAUGCAGUGUCCUCAGGUCCAUGUGACUUACGAGUAAGCAAGCAGAAUUUCGAAGAGGCGUUCAAGAAGGUGCGGCCGUCCGUGUCCAAAGAGACAAAUUUCCCACCCUUCCGUCACCAGGUGAGUGUCGUAUAGUGAGGUUUUUUUUGCUUUACUGGAGCAACGUCAGCUCUGGCUCCUGGUUUGUGGUUGCAGAAAUAAACAGGUCUGUGCUAUGUGGAACUUGUGCAGCAAAUGAUCAUUGCAGGCAUUGCAUCAUUUCUCAUUCCUCUGUUAGAAAAGCAAAUAAUAAUCAGUCUCACCCUCUGGGCAUUUGAUGAGGCAUCAGCUAUUAUCUAGAAUUAUUAUGUGGCUUUCAAAUACAGAAGAAGCCAGAAAUUGAAGUAUUUGAUUCGGUUUUGCUUUUUCCAUACAGGACCAGCUCAU